GUAUAAUGUGUUUGGUUGUAGUUAUUCGAACGAAUGAACUCCUACGAUCUUGGCUGCAGUUUUGGUGGAGGAAUGGACAAUGUGCAUGUGUUCAUGGAUGCCGGGCUGGCUUUUAUUUCCAACACCGAUGCCUCAAAGAUUCGCGAAGGUUUGUCCUGCAAAACACAAGGCCGGAUGAAAAGAUCACUCGACCUCCAACGGCAGUACAUGGGAAAACUGGGCCAGUACAAGGAUAAAACGAUGAUAGGUUGUUGUAAGGACGGCAUCAGCUUGAACCCAAUGAGGAAACCGUGUAAGGAUCGGGCCAAGAAGGUGCUGGAUGACAAGUGUCGGAAGAUCUUCUUCGACUGCUGCCUUUACGCGGUGGAGCUGAGAAGGAACCAGACCUAUGCGGCGGAUAAUGUGGGGAGAUCGGCAGGGAGUACUGAUGGCAAUUACUUCGAUGAGAUGCAAGUUCAAAUGCGCAGUGAUUUCCCACACAGCACACUUUGGAAAACAUGCCCAGACCUGGUGAAAGGGCAAAACAGGGUGGAAGUUAUCAUUCCUAGUUCCAUAACUACUUGGGAAAUUCAAGCUGUUGGCAUGUUUAAGAAUAAAGGUUUUUGCAUUGCGGAGCCCAAGACAUUGAAAGUUUUCAAACCGAUGUUCAUAUCUUUACGAUUGCCCUACUCCGUUAAGAGAAAUGAACAAUUAGAAGUGAGGGUUGUGUUAUAUAAUUAUACGCCCAUUGAUCUUCAGGUGAAGGUGUAUAUGAAUACGGUGGAUAAUCUCUGCAGCCCUGCCACUGGGCAACUGAAUGCAAGAACUGUGACUGUCACAAAAAACUCGGCAUAUUCCAUCUACUUCUCCAUCGUUCCUUUAGCCAUCGGUAACAUUCCAAUCUCAGUGGUCGCUAAUGCCUUUGAAUACAACGUUGUCGAUGCAGUCAGGAAACAACUCAAAGUGGUGGUGAGUGGAGAGAGUCUGACAUAAGGCUCAUAAGGUUUG
This is a messenger RNA of Leucoraja erinaceus (little skate), 987 nucleotides long. Its product is annotated as complement C4-B-like. Gene Ontology annotation, biological process: complement activation. Gene Ontology annotation, molecular function: endopeptidase inhibitor activity. Bases 34 to 972 code for a protein of 312 amino acids. Gene Ontology annotation, cellular component: extracellular region. NCBI's taxonomy places the organism in Eukaryota, Metazoa, Chordata, Chondrichthyes, Rajiformes, Rajidae. The record is from RefSeq and is a predicted model, not a curated record. The transcript has 7 exons.